AUGGCAGGGCCUGUCUCUCUUUCCCCGAAUAUUCAAGCUGUAGGUAGCGGUAGUACCAUGUUGGAUUCUGUGGUGCCGAACCUUCGAAACAUCAUACAAGCUCUUGAUAUCAUCCACAGCCCAACUUCAACCAACGCCAUCCGGCAACAAGCUUCCGAAUUCCUCGAAUCUCAGAAACAUGCAAAGUCAGCUGCUGAUACUGGCUAUGCAUUGGCAAUAGAGAAGAUUGAUUCUCCUAUCCUCCGCCAUUUCGGUCUGUCAUUACUUGAGCAUUUUCUACGGCAUAACUAUUCACAUUUGUCUGAGGAAGAACAGGAAAGUGCCAAAGGGAAAAUCAUCCUUUUGGCCAAAUCGAUCAGUCCCCAGGAUGAGUCGUUUAUCGGCAACAAAGUGGCGCUUCUAUGGGUAGAAGGAGCAAAGUGUAGUUGGGGCGCUGGUAAAUGGACGGAGAUGGACGCCGAUUUGAUUCAGAUAUGGAAUAUGUCUUGGGCACAUAAGAAACUAGUCCUUUCGAUUCUAGAAACUCUAUCCGACGAUAUUUUUAAUCACGACGAUAAAACUUCGUCAUCGCACGAAACUCCUCUCCAUCGCGCACUUGUUGAAAUAGUUCCACCUAACUCAGUCUUCGAAGAAUUGCAUCCCGGGAGAGAUCACCACACUGAGCUACGCUAUCGUAGCCACGAUAGCCGUGGGUGGCUGUUCAUGACAUGCGACCUUUUGAGCGAAUGCCUAAAUAACAUCCAAAGCUCACGCGAAGCCAAAAUAUGCGCCAUACAAGCACUAGCGACCUUGCGAUCACUAAUAUUGUGGUCGAAUCCUUUGGCAAUAUCGAGAGCUAUGUGUGUCGAAAUGAUUUUCAAAGCAUUAGUGGUCCAGGACGAUGAUAUUCUUAUGCUGAUAUCGUAUAUUGCCGGAUUCCUUGAGGAGAAGAACUUCGAUUUCCAUAAGGAUAUCGAUUUGGCAACAUUCUUUCCAUUUCUUAUGAACAUCCUUCAACAUCCCAGUCUGACUGUGUCGAUACCCAUACUCCAUUCAUGGUCCAGACUACUAGCGUUGAGCAAAAUCACAGGCUUGGAUGUAAUCCACAGACUUAUCGCGCCAAUACUUGAAACAUGCACUCAACGUCUUGUGCGCUACGAAACUUUGCCCGAAGACAUUGAUGACCCGACGAUUAUAUUUCUAAACGAGGACAUCGACACCAUACCGGAGAGGCAUGCAUUCGUUGGGAACUACCGGCGAUACUGUGCUCAAACAAUUGAACUAAUAGUGUAUCGAUGCCCACAUGAUGCGAUCCCACAUAUUCUCGCUCGAGCGGAUUAUGUCUUGAACAAUCUAUAUAAUGCAACCGCUCCUUUCAAUCCUACAACCUUUAAAAAACACUCCCUGCCUUUGUUGCAAGCGGAUACUCAGUUCACUGUCGUUGAAGCUACCCUAAGGGGCUUCAGCAAAUGGGUGGAGGCGCAUGGAAACUCUCCACAACAGGAUGAACAGCAACGACUGGGACUGGAAAGUUCUUUAGAGUCGUGGGCGCUCAACUUAAUGCAAAAGAAUUUUCAAGAUCCGGUUGUUAAAGAACGAGUCAUAAGGCUUUCCGUUGAUUUUUGUUACAAAGCGUUGAAGAACAACCAAAGUUUCGCUCUUAAGGUUCUGGAGCAUAUUCUAACAACGAGCCUUCCCGACCUUCCAGAAUAUCCUGCCUACUCUGAAGCUGUGAAGGAACUCCACAAUACGGCUACAUACGAAGUACGGCGGUUGACCAUACGCUACGCCGAUUAUUUUUCGACGUUUUAUGAUGUUCUAGAACAAAAAAUUCAGGAGAUUGUUUCGAUGUCCAGCGCGGAAGACAAGCCCCAAAUGGAGCUUUCUUCGAUCCUUCUCAUUAUUAUGCAACGGGCGCCGCAGGUGGACCCUACUCUACGGCAGUCUCGACUACGAUUGUUUAUUGAACCCAUUAUACAAUCAUGGAGUAGCGGGGAGUUCAGGCAAAUUUCAGCAUCCUUCGGGGGGUUCUGUCAGCUGCUUGGAUUAGACCAAAUUUGGCCAUAUCUACAGCGUGUCCAAGCCCAGAAAGUGGAGGACUGGUCCAUGAUACCUUUGGAUGAGGAGGGGAGGAAAAUACAAGCCCACAUGACAUCAAAAUUCCAGGUACUACGCCAUGAGUUCACACCAUCAUCAAAAGGACUUCGAUUAACAUCCUUAGCAACUCCCGCUGCGAAUGACGAAAACAAUGCUAUCGGUAUCCACAGAGAAGCUACAAACCACCGACCCAGCAUACUUAAUUGCGUGCGAUUUAUGGCGCGACUCAAUCCCCCUUAUUCUCCCGACAUUGCUCCAGCUUUUGAGGUUCGCAACGUAAUCCUUCCAAUCUAUGAACAUAAAGCUAACCAGCUGUUAAGCCAUGCACAUGCCUUUCACAAUUCAGAAAAUUGUCCUGGACUACCACAAGAUAUGGCCCCACUUGUUGGACGGAUCCUCACAGAUCGGUUUUGGCAAGCUGGUAUCUCAAGUGGCAGCAAAGAAGAUUUCUAUGCGCGCAUAACUACGUCGAAAUCCACACUCGAGGGAUUUUCAUCCUCUGUUCGAGGGAAAGUGAGAGCUGUACGAGAAGCUUGCUAUUCCAUUCUUUACAGCAUGAGUAGACUCCGGGAGCACUUCUACUCCUUUGAAGAACUCCCUGUUCCCUUGUCUCAAGCAUUAUUUAAAGAUGCAACAUCACUGUCCUGCCAUCAGCUGUCUGUGCUGCUCAAUGUUUCCCGCUGUAUCGUUGACGAUUGCCCCGCAAGAUAUCGACGCCAUUUCUUGCCUCCAAUCUUAUCUGCUCUAUUCAUUCAAAUCGACAAGAAGAUUACUGCGGAGUGGGACAUGAUAGAGCAUCGAAAGGCUGGGAUGGUGGAGUCAGAUUUGACGGUAGAAAUGAAAGAUGAAAGCAUACUCCGCCAACUAACUUACUCCGUGGUCAUCAUGGUGGCGAGCCUUCUUGACCCACAGCGGGGAGAUCCGGAAAAGGCUACCGACCCAAGUAAACAAAAUGGCACUGCGAACCAACCUUCCCCCGGCGACUCCAUACGCCGCUUCAUUCUUUCAUCCCCCCAAAUUCUCGAACCGGUAAUUCUCUUCUGCACACACGCGAUCCGCAUGAAGGACACCCGUUGUUGUGCCAUCAUAACUCGUGUCAUCCGAUCUAUUCUCGACGUAUUCAUUCUCGAAAUCGAUGAUCCCACCGCGAAGAGUAUCCGCGAGUUCAUCAGUACAGAUAUCCUAAAAGCAUGUAUCACAUCCGUCCACGAGCCCUAUUUUGUUGACAUGCAAAAGGAACUCGCGCAACUUAUUGCUUCAAUUUGGAUAGUAUAUGGGGCUACCAGCGACACGCCGACAAAGAUCAUAGAAAGCCUACCUGAUAUGUCAAAAAGCAAGGUCGCGGCUACAUAUGCCGGGCUCCGGGAGUCACGGUCUAGUCGCCAGCAAAAGGUUCUAGUCCUUGGUUUAUUAGAGGGCUUGCGGGGUGUAAGCAUUAGCGAACAGGGGCGCAUUGCUGGCCCCCCGCCUGUUCGAAGGAAGCCUAAAUCUGCACUCCAGGAACGUUACACGACGGAAAUGGAAGGACAAGAAGGAGGGAAAGUCGAUAUCAAUAAUGGCCCGGAUUUAACAGGAGUGGCAGAUAUGUUUUCCUUAUGA
Histoplasma capsulatum G186AR is the source of this 3675-nucleotide messenger RNA. RefSeq names its product karyopherin MSN5. Gene Ontology annotation, molecular function: RNA binding; nuclear export signal receptor activity. Lineage: Eukaryota; Fungi; Ascomycota; Eurotiomycetes; Onygenales; Ajellomycetaceae. The coding region runs from base 1 to 3675 and encodes 1224 amino acids. Gene Ontology annotation, cellular component: cytoplasm; RNA nuclear export complex; nucleus. The record is from RefSeq and is a predicted model, not a curated record. Gene Ontology annotation, biological process: RNA export from nucleus; protein export from nucleus. The transcript is spliced from 8 exons.